Messenger RNA from Pipistrellus kuhlii (Kuhl's pipistrelle), 3682 nucleotides. RefSeq names its product zinc finger protein 211. Gene Ontology annotation, cellular component: nucleus. Bases 88 to 1884 code for a protein of 598 amino acids. NCBI's taxonomy places the organism in Eukaryota, Metazoa, Chordata, Mammalia, Chiroptera, Vespertilionidae. Gene Ontology annotation, molecular function: DNA-binding transcription repressor activity, RNA polymerase II-specific; RNA polymerase II cis-regulatory region sequence-specific DNA binding. The record is from RefSeq and is a predicted model, not a curated record. Gene Ontology annotation, biological process: negative regulation of transcription by RNA polymerase II; central nervous system development. The transcript has 4 exons.
CGCCGAGGUGAAGGGUGGCAGCUUCCUGAGCUCCCGCUGUUCUUUUUCCCUAUGAAGAUCCAUGAGACACUCCUCAGGAUCACCUAAAUGGGUCGGAGCGUCCUGAGCACUAUUGGAGAUGCCAGAAUGAGAAGGCGCAAGAGUCCUGGUCCCCGUCAACCAACCACCCAGGUGACUCGCACUAGGCCCAGGACAGAGACCUCUGUGCCCAGGGUUGCCUCUGCUCCCACCACUCGCACUCUGGUUCGCCCACAAAGGCCCCCAGCUGAGGUUGGUGUGACCUUUGAGGAUGUCGCCAUUUGCUUCUCCAAGAAGGAAUGGUGCCUCCUUGAUGAGGCUCAGAGACACCUGUACCUUGAAGUGAUGCUGGAGAACUAUGACCUCAUCUCCUCUCUAGGUUGCUGCUGUGGAGCAGAAGAUGUGGAGGCACCCACUGAACAGCAUGUUUCUGUGAGAGUGUCACAGGCAAAGAAUCCCAAUGUAGCUUUGUCCUCCCAGAAGAGCCACCCCUGUGAGAGUUGUGGAAUAGUCCUGAGAGACAUUUUCUACUUGGUUGAGAAUCAGGAAACACAGCACAGCCAGAAACUAUUGAGAUGUGGGGCAUGUGGAAAGCGGUUUUAUCUCAGCACAAAGUGUCCCCAGCACCAGGAGCAGCACGUGAGAGAGAUGCAUUUCAUAAGAGGUGUGGAGAGGACCCCACGUGCCAAGGGCUGCCAUUUCAAUGUGUCACAAAAGCCUUUUACCUCUGAGGAGGUUGGACAGGACGUUCUCAACAGCUCAGGACAUAUCCAAGAGCAGGCUACUCACACCACAGGUCGGCCAAGUGAAAUGUCAGCAUCUGGUGUGCGUUUUAAAAGGAGAAAAAGUGAUUACGCCAGGAAAGAAUGUAAGAAAGCCAUUGGCUACAACCAAACAGUUGCUCAGGACCGUGGUGCCUAUACUGGAGUACAGUGUUUUACGUGCUGUGAAUGUAAGAAAUAUUUUACAAAAGUUUCUGAUCUCUGUAAUCACCAGAAAGUUCAUACAGGAGAAAGGCCAUAUGAGUGCAGUGAAUGUGGAAAAUGUUUUAGACAGCACGCCAACCUUAUUGUACACAGUCGAGUUCAUUCUGCAAAAAAGUCGCAUGAGUGUGGUGAAUGUGGGAAAUCCUUUAGCCAAAAUGCAAGUCUCAUUCAACACCAGAGAGUUCACACUGGAGAAAAGCCAUAUGAGUGUGGCGAAUGUGGGAAAUCCUUUAGCCAAAGUGCAAGCCUCGUUCAACACCAGACAGUUCAUACUGGAGAAAAGCCAUAUGAGUGUGGUGAAUGUGGAAAAUAUUUUACCAGUACCUCUGGCCUUUAUCGUCAUCAGAGACUUCACACUGGAGAAAGGCCAUAUGAGUGUGGUGAAUGUGGAAAAUAUUUUACCAGUACCUCUGGCCUUUAUCGUCAUCAGAGACUUCACACUGGAGAAAGGCCUUAUGAGUGCAGUGAAUGUGGGAAAUCUUUUGUCACGAACUAUCACUUGCGUUGUCAUCAGCAGAGAUUUCACACUGGAGAAAGGCCUUAUAGGUGCAGUGAGUGUGGGAAAUCUUUUGUCACAAACUAUCACUUGCGUUGUCAUCAGAGAUUUCACACUGGAGAAAGGCCUUAUGGGUGCAGUGAGUGUGGGAAAUCUUUUACUUAUAGCAGUGGCUUCCGUGAUCAUCAGAGGGUUCACACUGGAGAAAGGCCUUAUGAGUGCAGUGAAUGUGGGAAAUCUUUUACUUAUAGCAGUGGCCUCCGUUAUCAUCAGAGGGUUCACACUGGAGAAAGGCCUUAUGAGUGCAGUGAAUGUGGGAAAUCUUUUGUCACGAGCAGUCACUUGUGUUGUCAUCUUAGAGUUCACAAGAGUAAGGCCUUAUGAUUGCAGCAAAUGUGGGAAACCUUGUAUCUGUAGCAGUGGCCUCGAUUAUCAUUAGAGAUUUCACACUGGAGAAAGGCCUUAUGAGUGCAGUGAAUGUGGGAAAUGAAACAGUCACUUAACUUUGUUCUCGGAUUUGUUGGAGGAAAUUAGGAGUAGCCUGAGCCCAUAAUGAGAUCUGUAUUUUCUUCAUUCUGACUAGUUCGGGCAUGUGCCUGACCCAGUGUUGACCCCAGAGAACAUCAUCUAAGGUUAGCUGGCAGCUUGCAGAAGGACUACCUUUUCAGGGACCAUGUUUCCCUAGAUACCUGUGAUGAAUAUUUCCAUUGUCAAAGUCAGCAGUGCAAGAACUUCCAGGUUCAUGUCCCUUUAGUUUGUAAAAUAAUGUAGGCCCUUUUGUUUAAGUCCUCUUUCACCUUGGGUGUUUUAUUUACUGUGUGGGGUAGGUUAUAAGCAAAAACAUGGGGAAGCAUGAAGAGGUGAACAACUUUUAUGGGGUCUCAAACUUUCUCUGCCUCUGAAGAGACAGUAUAGUGCUGAAAUUCCUCACCAGUUCUUGCCAAAUUUGCAUUGCUUUCCACAUCCUCCUAGGAAAGACUGCAGGGCUCUGGUACUCAUGUGAAGCCUGGAUGCUAUGAGUUUUAGGAGACAGAAAUCAGGUUCAGGAGGGGGCAGGUGAGCCUGAUCUGUGUGGUUCGUGGUUGAGCAUUGGUCAAGGUUUGAUUCCCAGUCAGGGCACAUGCCAGGGUUGCAGGCUCCAUCCCCAGUAGGGGUUGUGCAGGAGGCAGCCAAUCAGUGGUUCUCUCUCAUCAUCGAUACCUCUCUGAAAUCAAUAAAAAUAUAUUUGAGGGGCAGGUAUGACAACCUCAAGUGUUUCUGGGAGCAGCAUGAUUUUUCUCUUGUUCACAGGUUAUGCCAGUACUUUUGGAGGGAAUCACUUUCAAAGAUCUUGCAAAGGGCUAUCUGUUCUAGUGUCUAUAAUUCCAUAUGUGAUGGUCAUUUGGGGUAGGACAAUAGGAGUUAAGAGAAAGCAUAAUUGCUACAGAAUCACAUCUAAUAGUGAUUAUGCAUAAUUAUAUGGAGAUAUGUUUGUUUUUUUAUAUAACUUAUGCUAUCUCAUUGUUUGAUUACAUUUUUCUAAGUAAGGGUUUAUGAUGAGCCUUUUUUUCAGAUGUGCAUUUGCUAACUAUUUGGUAAAAUGUUUGAGUAUAUGUUCUGCCAAAUCUAUGAAUUUUGGAAAUUUUCUUUAGCAAAAGAUCAGUUGUGGGGAGCAGUCUCAGAUUGACAAGUCCCAAGGAGACAAAGUGUUUCACAAGGUGGGCUGUCUGGCACCCGCUCCUUUGGCCCACUGAGGCUUGCCAGUUUGCAGACAAAGCAAGAUAUGAGACAGUCAGAGUAUGAGUAAAGGGAAGUAAGCAGGAUGGCGGGGAAACAAGGAAGCUGGCUGUAGUCACGAGGCAGGUCAGAGGGAAGUUGAUAAGUCUGUAAAGGCUAGAAAGAAAAAGCUGUGCAGAUCUAAUAAUAAAAUUGCUUUUGCUUACGUGAUACUUAUGUCAUCUUAAUUGCAUCAGUAUGCUGAGAGAAAUAAACUUGGGGCGGCAGUCUUGAACUGUUUGCCCUCCCGAUCCCAUCUUUUGUUUGUCUCUUUGUCGCCUUUUCUCCAUCCUCAACCCCCUUUUAGGUACUGUCCGACUGAAGCCAGCGGGCCCGGCAAUCAGUGAAACAACAAAAACGCACGUUAGAAUUUCACUCGUUUUGUGUCUUUUUUGUUUUAUAAGAUUAAUGUUUUCAUAUUGGAAAA